AUGGCUGAAUUGGGUUCAAACCAAUUUUCACACUCUGGAUCUAGGGGAAAUAAGACUGGAAAUGAUGGGUUUGUGUUACUGGAGAGUAUCUGGACCUCUCAGUUUAAGAAAAACUUCCAAGGACAGCACGGUUAUGAUCAAGGCAUGUUGGAAACAACCCACCUAUCCGGAGGCUUCUGGAGGCCGUGGGUUGACGCCGGAGGCCAGCAGGAGGAGGCCGGGCACGGAGUCGCGCAGGCGGUGAGUGAGGGCAUGCCCGGAAUGACCGAAGCCUCUGGAAAGCUUUCCCGAUACAGGCACCCGGUCAGACUAUUUUGGCCAAAAUCAAAGUGUUAUGAUUACUUAUAUCAAGAAGCAGAAGCUCUUCUGAAAAAUUUUCCAAUUCAAGCCACAAUUUCAUUUUAUGAAGAUUCUGAUAGUGAAGAUGAAAUUGAGGAACAGAUCCGUGAAAAUUAAUCUAAUUAGUUACUUUUGAUGACAUUAAACAUUUGUAGGAUUUAAGUUUAGUGUGCAAAUGUAUCAUAAUCCUUUAAACUUAUUUAUUUGUAUGUAAAUUAUUAAUAAAAUGAAUAUUUUGUAAAUACUAUGGUAGUUGGGCCUUUUUAAAAUCC
This is a messenger RNA of Miniopterus natalensis, 611 nucleotides long. NCBI's taxonomy places the organism in Eukaryota, Metazoa, Chordata, Mammalia, Chiroptera, Miniopteridae. The record is from RefSeq and is a predicted model, not a curated record.